Pestalotiopsis fici W106-1 is the source of this 1233-nucleotide messenger RNA. RefSeq lists its product as uncharacterized. The record is from RefSeq and is a predicted model, not a curated record. Bases 1 to 1233 code for a protein of 410 amino acids. The transcript has 2 exons. Lineage: Eukaryota; Fungi; Ascomycota; Sordariomycetes; Amphisphaeriales; Sporocadaceae.
AUGUCCGACCUCACUCCGACCCAGGGCGGCAUUGCUGCUGCUGAGACUACUGAGCCGAUUUCUCGCGUUCUUACCCCUGUCAACGAGCGCGAUGAAACCAUGACUGAUGGCUCUGAGACCUUCAAUAAGGAUGCCGACCUGCUUUUCAAGCUUAAGUCCAACGCAGGCUAUGUUGACUACAAGGUCAACAAGUUCAAUGUCGCAGCCGCCUCCGAUGCUUUUGGACGCGUCAUCUUUGGCGAGAACGACGGUUCCGAUGUCAUCGAGUUGUCAGAUGACCCGGCAGCAUUCGCUGUCAUUAUGAACAUUGUUCAUUACCGCUUUAUUCUUGUCAAAAAGGAACCCUCCAUUGAGGAGCUGUUUCAGAUUUGUAUCUUGCUCAACAAGUAUGACUGUACCCACUUGAUUCAGCCUUGGGCCGACAAUUGGGCUGCUGUUCUGUCCAGCUUUGCAGAGGGAAAGACUGCCGCUGCAGCCAAUUUCAAGGCACUCUGGGUCGCCUGGGUUUUGGGUUGUGUGGCCCCAUUCCGCCAGAUGGCGGACUCGCUCAUCGUUACCAGUAAGGUCGACAAAGAUGGCGACCUUGUUCACAUUAGCGGUGCCAAGGUUCAGGACCUAGUCUUGCCGCAGGGUCUCUUUGAUGGAAUCGUUGAUGUCCGUGGCAAGACUGUAGCUGCGCUUCUCAGUGCGAUUCGAAAGCCCAUGGACCAUCUCACCCAGGUCAACCGCCUGGACAAUGACGCCAGCUUCUGCAAGGUCGGUUCAGAGGCGUCCCUGUGCGAGAUGAUGUUACUCGCUUCUGCAACUCGAAUCUUGGUCCCUGCCGGUCUGUACCCUGUUCCCAGCGCUAGCAAAUUCACAAAUAGCGUCGGCGAUAUCAAGGACGCCGUUACUAGCAUCCGAUACGAAGCUUGGGUCGGAAAGACCUUUGCACCUCACAAGGCCCACACGGGCUGCAACCUUGGCUUGAUGGACUCUAUGAGAACCAUCCUGGAGGACAUGCCGAGUCCUGUCCAGCAAACCCACCUCGCCUACCUAGCUAAGCAGGCCAGACUCACUGCAGUCGACAACGGCGACACUCUGCAGGGUUACAGUGGCCUGGCAGAGAAUGAUGGCGAAUCAGAGCUCGAGGAUCAAACCAAGGUUGUCGACAAUGGAGCUUCCACCACCACAGUCAGCGGUCCGUGUGAAGAUGCCAAGGCUUUUGACGAGGUUGAUGAGAAGGAUGAUUAG